UUAUUAUUAGCAUACAUUUUGAUGAGUAAAUUUAAACAAUUGUGUCAAACUUUUCUUGAAAAUACAGUGUGAACAUACUGUUUGGAGAAAACUUUCCUUAUGUGGGGUACGGUUUUGUUAGUUUGUUUGAUCAAAUGUUGCCGUGUGAAGACUUUUCAAGUCAUUCUAAGUCUUUGCCAUCUUUGAACAGAGAUUGCCUCUUAUUGGAGCUGUGUUUUCCUUAUGAAAUUUAUUGAACUCCAAAUAAUAUUGCCACUUAUAAACAUAUUCAGAUAAAAUUUAUCCUGUUCUUUCAGAUUUAGCAGCCUAAAGGAACUGUAAUUUUGGGCAUUUCGGUAUAUCCAAGGACUGAAAAAGAUUGAAUCUUUGUGCCCUGUAGAUGGUGGGUUUUCUUCAUUUCUGGGAGCGUAUUUAAGUACUAUACUGAAGGACAUGAAGUGUUUUCAGUUCUACGUUGGCGACAAGAAGGAAGAACCUAAGACAGUGAAUUCAAAUUCCGUUUUAUCCACCUCUUCUGUUCUAUCCGAUCGCGAAUUUAGGAAUUCGCGCCUUGAGUCCUGCUCUCAGAAUGCAUCAGAUACCAGCACAGAGUCCAGAGGAAGGAGCCAAUUUCCAAGCCUGUCAGAUAGGCCUUCCAAUCUCAGGGUAUUUACAUUCUCAGAAUUGAAAUCAGCAACGAAGAAUUUCAACCGUACUACCAAGAUUGGGGAAGGCGGAUUUGGAUGUGUAUAUAAGGCCACUGUAAAGAGUGGUGAGGAUUCAGUUAGAAAGAUUGAUGUGGCUGUAAAACAACUUGGUAGGAGAGGAUUACAGGGCCACAAAGAGUGGGUGACAGAAGUCAAUGUUCUUGGGGUGGCUGAACACCAAAACCUCGUCAAAUUGGUUGGCUACUGUGCAGAAGAUGAUGAGAGAGGAAUCCAGCGCCUUUUGGUGUAUGAAUACAUGCCUAACAGAAGUGUCGAAAACCAUUUGUCAGCUAGGUCAGAAACGCCUCUCUCCUGGGCAAUGAGGUUAAAGAUAGCCCAAGAUGCUGCUCGUGGCUUAACUUACUUACAUGAGGAAAUGGACGUUCAGAUCAUCUUCAGAGAUUUCAAAUCUUCAAACAUUCUCUUGGACGAGCGAUGGAAUGCAAAGUUAUCAGAUUUUGGACUGGCUAGGUUGGGACCUCCUGAGGGUCUAACCCAUGUGUCAACUGCGGAUACUAGGAUAUUGACAGACUUUCAUAUAGACCCAGGGGUGGAGCUAGGAGCCCGAGUACUGGUUGUUGGAACCAUGGGAUAUGCAGCUCCCGAAUAUGUUCAAACUGGCCGUCUCACGUCCAAGAGUAAUGUGUGGAGCUAUGGGGUCUUUCUAUAUGAGCUGAUUACUGGUCGACGUCCAUUAGAUCGAAAUCGUCCUAGGAGUGAGCAGAAGCUCUUAGAGUGGGUAAAACCAUACAUAUCAGAUUCUAAGAAAUUUCAGCAUAUAUUAGACCCAAGGCUUGAAGGUAAAAUCUCAAGGUCAGCUCAGAAGCUCUCUAUUGUCGCCAACCGCUGCUUGGUCAGACAUUCAAAGUCACGCCCGAAAAUGAGUGAAGUCCUGGAAAUGGUGAAUAAAGUUAUCGAAGCGUCAAUAGGAGUAGGAAAUCCUGAACCACCUGUGAAAAUUGUGGAACCAACUUCACCAGAAUCUGAAAGAAAAGGUAAAAGGAGGAUAAGUGAUACCAAACUUGGAGAAGGUGGCCGAUUAGUACGCAUGUGGUCAACAAAGCUGAUAAACACCUGUUAAUAUAAUAAUUCCAGAUAUGCACAAAAAAAAAAUGAGAGAAAGAAAAAGUUAACAAAAACAUUAUAUCCGUGAAUUGACAGCAUGUGGUGACUUUGGACAUUAUAUGCGACUUGCUGCAGAGUUUUCUGGGGAUCGGUAACGAUGAAUGAAGGGGGUUUGGCAUUUGAUACAACAGUUCUAAGGAAGAGUCUGAAGCUCUCGUGGUAAUACUGAUCUUGAUAUUUUUAUUCUUGAUUAAAUGUGGCUUUUUGCCUCUCUACCUUUACCCGGUAGGGUUAAGCUUUGCAUACAUACUACCCUCCUUAAACCCCACUCGUAGGAUUAAACUGAGUUUUGUUGUUGUUGUUGAUUAAAUGUGACUUUUAUAAUUUCCACGAUAUGCAAGAAAAUGACCAAGAUGAGAAACUUCGUCUUGUUACACCGUUAUACAUGAAAAUUAUCGAUACUCCUUGAUAUAGAGAAAUGGAGUAUAGUGUUAUUGAACUCUUUUCUAUUCUGAGUCACGUUUGUUAGGAAUGUAAUCUGAAACAAACAUUCAAGUGAAAUAUUGGAUCUUGUAACUAGAUUAUUUCAAUAUCGAAAAUGGAAACGAGCUUUUAGUGGUAUUA
Molecule: messenger RNA, 2375 nt
Organism: Nicotiana tabacum (common tobacco)
Lineage: Eukaryota; Viridiplantae; Streptophyta; Magnoliopsida; Solanales; Solanaceae
Product: serine/threonine-protein kinase PCRK1
Biological process (GO): protein phosphorylation
Molecular function (GO): protein kinase activity; ATP binding
Source: RefSeq, a predicted model, not a curated record